CCUUCAUAUCUAUGUCUAUAUAUAAUCUUCUCCCUCAAUCCCCUGGUUCACAACCAAAGGUCACUUAAUUAGCAACUAUAUCCGAACUAUGGCUAAUUAUAAGAUGACUUCUUCUUCUAAGUUUCUUCUUCUUGUGCUUAUCGGUGCUUUCGUUUUCUCUACUGGUGCAAGAAAGCUCGGCAGUGAAAAGGGUUCCUUUGAGGAUCAGAAAAACUUGUUUCACCGUGGUGGUGGUGGACUAGGCGGUGGAGGUGGUGGUGGUCUUGGAGGUGGAGGAGGUUUAGGAGGCGGUGCUGGUGCUGGUGCUGGAUUCGGUGGUGGUGCUGGAGCUGGAGCUGGUGGCGGACUUGGCGGAGGUGGUGGACUUGGUGGCGGUGGCGGUGGAGGAUUAGGCGGAGGUGGCGGUGGAGGAGUAGGUGGUGGAUCAGGUUUUGGUGGGGGAGCCGGUGGUGGGUUUGGAGCCGGUGGUGGUCUUGGGGGUGGAGCUGGAGGAGGUGGCGGAGGAGGAUUCGGUGGUGGUGGUGGAGGAGGACUUGGAGGAGGAGCUGGGGGAGGUUUCGGUGGAGGAGCUGGUGCUGGCGGUGGGCUUGGGGGUGGAUUGCCUUGAAGACGUACGUGUGCAUGAAUACUCUACGAUUCAUUUCUCCAUGCACUUCCAAAUCAAAUUAUAUAUCUAUCUUGAAUUAGUAAUUUAGUACGUACUUAUGUUAAGGACAGUCUUGUUGUUUUGUGUCAACUGUAAUGUGUACCAUCGUUGCUUUAGCAACCAAGUAUUUUAAUCGUGAUGACAAUGUUCGAACCCUAAUUUGUUGAAGACACAAAGCUGAUCUUCGUAUGAUUGUUAAUUACCCAAUUGUGCUAAUGUAUCCAUGCAUGUGUUACAGUGUUAUUAUAAGAAACUUUUAUCUGCA
Molecule: messenger RNA, 911 nt
Organism: Malus domestica (apple)
Lineage: Eukaryota; Viridiplantae; Streptophyta; Magnoliopsida; Rosales; Rosaceae
Product: glycine-rich protein 5-like
Source: RefSeq, a predicted model, not a curated record